This is a messenger RNA of Lolium rigidum, 1169 nucleotides long. RefSeq names its product glutathione S-transferase F10-like. Gene Ontology annotation, cellular component: cytoplasm. Gene Ontology annotation, molecular function: glutathione transferase activity; glutathione binding. NCBI's taxonomy places the organism in Eukaryota, Viridiplantae, Streptophyta, Magnoliopsida, Poales, Poaceae. Bases 315 to 986 code for a protein of 223 amino acids. The record is from RefSeq and is a predicted model, not a curated record. The transcript is spliced from 3 exons.
UGCAACAUCAUGCGCUCCUUAUAUGUUGUUUUUCCCACUGAAGUUAUCAAAGACUAGUGUAAAUAAAUAAUGCUUAUUUUGCAGGGCUUGUUUGCUACAACAGACACUAUGAUAGCUGCAAGCAAGAAUCCAGACUCCCCCUUUCUCUUUACGCUUUCCCUUUUCCAAUUGUGUUGUGCUAGGUAUCAAGAGCAAGGCAAGUAUGGAAUUCCACCUUUUGUUUCUUUAAAUACCUUGCAUUCAAACCUGUUGUCACCAUUCCUUAUUGCCAUUGCAUAGCUUGACAAAGAGAUCGAUCAAACCAAAAGAAAAAAAUGGCAACAGGCUUGCAAGUGUUUGGCCAGCCAGCAUCUACCGAUGUUGCCAGGGUUCUAACAUGCCUCUUUGAGAAGAAUUUGGAGUUUGAUCUUGUCCGCAUUGAUACAUUCAAGAAACAGCACAAGCUUCCUGAAUUCAUCAAGCUGCGGGAUCCGAGUGGGCAAGUGACAUUCAAGCAUGGCGACAAGACUCUUGUCGACCCAAGGGCUAUUUGCCGGUACCUCUGUACCCAGUUCCCAAAUCAGGGAAACAAGAGCCUCUAUGGAACUGGUUCUCUGGAACGUGCGUCGAUAGAACAGUGGCUGCAAGCAGAGGCACAAAACUUCAACCCUCCCAGCUCUGCCCUUGUCUUUCAGCUGGCAUUUGCUCCUUACUUGAACAUUCCUCAAGACUAUGCAGCUAUUGCCGAGAAUGAGAGGAAACUCCAGCAAGUCCUCAAUGUUUACGAUGAGAUACUCUCAAAGAAUGAGUACCUGGCUGGCGAUGAAUUUACCCUGGCUGACCUUUCUCACCUUCCAGACUCACAGUACAUCGUGGAUUCUGAUCGGGGGAGGAAGCUCUUCACUUCCAGGAAGAAUGUGGCGAGGUGGUUUGACACAAUCUCGAGGCGCAAGGCGUGGGCGCAGGUAGUCAAGAUGCAGCUGGAGCAUCCUGGUGCGUUCGAGUAAUGCCUGGGCUGUUGCGAGCAAGUGUUGGGUUCAUCUUGAAGAGCUCCAUCGUUCAUCGACCUGGCUUCUACUGUGCUGUGUUCUUUCGUUAUCGUUGUAACUUGUGCUGUCCUCAUUUGUCAAAUCCCUUACAUAUAUUGGCUUGUGAACCAAAAUAAUACGAGGCCUAUUUGUGAUAUCUGA